CCCUUGUGACCAGCACCGUGUGACGAAUACCAGCCCGCUGAGACGGGCCGAUUCGUGCGGGCUCGACAGCGUGGGGCGCAGCGUAGUGCGUGGUGCAGUUAGCCCAAGUUGGUCGGCGUCAGUGGUCGUCGAGCGACGCUCAGGAAGAGAGGUCUUCCUCGUUUCGAAACGGAACUCCCUCCGGAGGAUCUUGACCGCGCGAGUGCCUCCCGUCGCUGGCACCCUGGCGGCGGUGCGGGCAAACGACGAGGGGUUGGAAAAGUGAGAGCGAAAGAGAGAUAUAUCAGGACAAUCAAAUCUCGGGGAACGAAGACUUAUAUCCGGCAAUUGUUCUUAGAGCUAAAUUAAGACUCUACACGAAGAGGAAUAAUUAUGACGGACGACAUGACCUCGGCUCAAAAAUAUUGUCUUCGCUGGAAUAAUCAUCGGUCGAACCUGCUGUCCGUCUUCGAGGACCUUCUGCAAACCGAGGCGUUCACCGAUGUAUCCCUCGUCGCGGAUAACGGUCAGAUCGUCAAGUGCCACAAGAUCGUCCUAGCGGCAUGCUCGUCCUACUUCCAGUCUCUGUUCAUCGCUCUGCCGUGCCUGCACCCCACGAUCAUCCUCAAGGACGUUAAAUAUUCGGAGCUAAGGGCGAUAUUGGAGUACAUAUACCGUGGCGAGGUGAAUGUGCAGCACGAUCAGCUGAAGAACUUGCUCAAGAUCGCGCAGAUGCUGCAGAUCAAGGGUCUGGUGGAGUACGAUGACAACGUUGGCGGACGGUUCUCGCAAAACGAUUUUCAUCGGCAUGAAGAUAUGAUGGAGACGUCCUUGUCACCACCGCCGGCCAUCAGCACCAGUACCAAUGCCACUAAUAUGGCGGUGCACAGCAGCGGUCAUAUGUCACCGCCGCACUCCACCGAUGGUAUCUACGGUGGUCUCUACAACAAGGGAAGGACCUCGGGAACGACCUCGGGAACGACCUCGGACUUCAAUCAAAUGCAGAAUCAAUUUCCAUAUUGGUCGCUGCCCUCCUUAUUGCAUCACCAGUUAUCGCCGCGCUCCUCUUCUAUUCUUCCCUCGGCUCUCAGCGGAAAUGGUGGUUCUUCCUCCUACGACGGCUUCACCGAAUCGCUCAAACGCAAGAAGACGUCGCUCUUGAACCCGCCGAAUCACGACACACCGAUACUGCGCACCGUCCUCGGUCAGAGUCACGCUGACAGUUCCUUGGGUACAUCGAUGUUGCAAUCUGACAAUCACGAGCCGAUGCAUCUUCGCUCCAGCAGCAACGGCUCUGCAAACGACGACAAUCAUCGCGGCAACAUCGAUUCGGCUCAUAACGAGACGGCUCACUCCUCUCACACGGAGCCUUCCGUGGAUGAGGAUGAGAAACGGCCAUCGUCGCAAUCGCACACCACAAAUAUCAAGUCAGGUAACGGGACUCAUGCACAAUCAAAACCCGAAUGGAAACGAUACAAGCAAUACACCCGAGAUGAUAUCCAGGGAGCGAUCGAGGCGGUAAAGAGAGGCAUGAGCGCCGUGCAAGCGGCACGCAUGUACAACGUACCAUCCCGUACGCUUUACGACAAGGUGAAGAAGCUCGGCAUCCCGACAUCGCGACCACUCAAGCGUUCAACAAGCAACGGCGAUAGCGCGGCUUCUUUCCCAUUCGAUGUCGGUGCUAAUGUGAACGGCAGGAUUUACAGUGGCAGCAUGUUAUCCAAAAACGAGAACGAAAAUAGCGGCAAUCUCAAUAACUUUGAGCACUUGUCUAUUAGUCCAUCGAGCGCAAACACGUACGAUGUCGCUUAUAAAACGUCAAAGGAUACGUCACAGGAUCACGAUUCGAUGUCUGAUUCGGCACGCUACAGCACAAGUCCGGUUAUACGCUGCCCUAAACAAAAGCAACAACAGAACGUCGAAGAUGAAGUGGAAGAUCUAUCGCUUUGCAUUUACUACCUGCUAUGCAUAGCAGCAGUAAACUUGACGUUCACCUCCGAUUUGGAGAUUACCACGACAAAAAGUUGGGACUGCCCGCUAGAAUGCAUUUGCCUCUCUCGAAAACAGGUACUCUGCAAUACAGGUGGCCUCGAGGACAUCCCGACGCAGCAGCUGCCGGAGACCGUGGAGGAGCUGUCGUUGACGAAGAACGACUUCCCGGUGAUAAAGGGCGACACGUUCGCCGGUCUCCGGUCGCUGCGUAAGCUCAUCCUGGACGGCAACAAUAUCUCGAGUAUACGGCCGUUCGCGUUUCGCGGUCUGAAUCGGCUACGCGAGCUGUCGAUCCAGCAUACCCCCUUACCUUGCAUCGAGAGGUUUUCGUUCGCCGCCCUGCAGAAUGUCUCCGUCUUGCUGCUGGCCAACAAUAAGAUCCGCUUCGUCGAGGGCUACUCGUUUGCCGGCGCGUCCAAUGUGAAUCUGAUCCUGCUGAGCAACAAUCCGCUGCACACCAUCCGCAGCCACGCGUUUGCCGGCCUCACCAAUGUCAACAAUCUCAUCUUCCCGUCUGGCAUCCGCGUAAUCGAAAAGAACGCCUUCGACGGCCUCCAGUAUGUCGGUCAGCUCAAACUCAGUUAUAUGGAUCUGGCUGGGUUGCAGCCCAAUACAUUUUACGGUCUGUCGUACGUCCACUCGAUUUAUAUUCAAGAGAGCGACCUGGGCACCGUGCAGAAGGAUGCGUUCGCCGGUCUUACACACGUGAACUACCUCAACAUACUCAACAACAAGGUGGAUCUGAUUCAACGCCUGCAUCUGCGCUACGAAAACUACAUCGAGAUGCUGCGCUUCCACGGUAAUCACGUGCUGGAGGCGCCGCGUCACGCCAGGGACGUCGUCCUCGAGGUGACCACGAUCAGCGCGAUCGACAAUCACUUCCCGUGCGACUGCCAGGCGCACAACGUCUUGGAGAGCGACUUCGCCCGCGGCGACAGCGUUGAAUUUCAACGCCGCAACUAUUGCAUCUCGCCGUUCGAGUACAACGGCAAGCCCAUGAACGUCGUCGACUUUGAGCUCGUCGCUCGAUGCCACGACAAUGUGAUUCAGGACAACCUGGGCUCGGGCGAGAUCGGGCUAUCAUCCCUAUGUAUAUCAGGAUUUACGUUGCUGAUCGCCUUUUUGUUCUCGAUGAAUCUCUUGCGAUGAGCGUCACUCUUCUUCUUCAACGAUCGUCCCGUACACGUUACUCUUAGAUGCUCCUAUGCGAUUAUAAGAGAAUGGUCAGAUUUUUAUGCUCUCGCUUAUUGGCUUUGUCGAGAAAUUCUCCAUAUCUUCGUUUUCGUACAGUUGAAUCUUCGUGUAGCUCGGUUGUAAAAUUGCCGAAGCAAAAAGGUAUCUCGUACGAAUUAUAUUGAAUAUAUCGUUAUCGCUGUAGAUUAUUGUACCAAUCUUCUAUCAAUCUAAUACAACUUCGAAAGGUACUAUAUAUAUAUCAUAUUAGAGUGCAAAAGAUAUAGUCUUGCGAUUUGACGAAAUUGAUCUGUGAAAGACAAAGCCAUACAAAUUUUAAUUAGAUCUACG
Molecule: messenger RNA, 3495 nt
Organism: Camponotus floridanus (Florida carpenter ant)
Lineage: Eukaryota; Metazoa; Arthropoda; Insecta; Hymenoptera; Formicidae
Product: broad-complex core protein
Exons: 6
Coding region: 373-3120 (915 amino acids)
Biological process (GO): regulation of transcription by RNA polymerase II
Cellular component (GO): nucleus
Molecular function (GO): protein binding; DNA binding
Source: RefSeq, a predicted model, not a curated record